GAGAGGGGUCUCGGGUGCAAAGUUUUCUCGCCCGGCGCCUGUGCGGGAAGCGGCGGCGGGGAAGGGGCCGCUUCUCUGCUCUCUCCUCCGCCGCCGGCCGAGGGGCUGGGGAGGGGAGGGAUGGCGGGCGCGAGGGGCCCGCGGUGGUGGCAGAACCGCCGCGCCCGGCUGCUGUGCAUGCUGGCGCUCACCUUCCUCUUCUUCGUGGUGGAGGUGGCGGUGAGCCGGGUCACGUCGUCGCUGGCCAUGCUGUCCGACUCCUUCCACAUGCUGUCGGACGUCAUGGCCCUGGUCGUGGCGCUGGUGGCCGUGCGCUUCGCCCAGCGCACCCGCGCCACCAAGAAGAACACCUUCGGGUGGGUGCGGGCCGAGGUGAUGGGCGCCCUGGUCAAUGCCGUCUUCCUCACCGCCCUCUGCUUCACCAUCCUGCUGGAGGCCAUCGAGCGCUUCACGGAGCCCCACGAGAUCCAGCAGCCGCUGGUGGUCAUCGGCGUCGGGGUGGCGGGGCUCGUCAUCAACCUGCUGGGGCUCUGCCUCUUCAACCACCACGGCGCGGGGGGACACGGGCACUCCCACGGCGGCAGGCAGCACUCCCGGGCCGCCACCAAGCCCCAGCAGCCCCCCGGGGACGGGGAUGCCGCCCUGCACCGCGAGGAGACCAGCACCUUAGUGGAGAACUGCAGCAGCUCCAACGGAGUCAGCCAGGACAAGCUGGGUGAUAUGAAAGACGACAUGACUGACCUGCAAGUGAAUGGGAAUGCUGGUCAUUAUCCUCUGGACGUAGAGGAGGUUGAAGAAGACUCUAGUGCACAGCUUAACAUGCGUGGAGUUUUUCUGCAUGUUUUUGGAGAUGCCUUAGGUUCAGUAAUUGUGGUAGUGAAUGCCUUGCUCUUUUAUGGGUUGUGGAAUCCAUGCCCUAAAGAUGGGCCUUGCUUUAAUCCAUGUGUCAAUAAUCAUUGCAUGGAAAAUGCUACUUUAUCCCAAACGCUGGGCAGAGCAAACAAGUCUGUGCAAGAGAGCAUCACAGUGGCUGGUCCAUGCUGGUUGCUAUAUUUAGAUCCCGUCCUUUGUUUGAUCAUGGUUUGUAUACUCCUUUACACAACUUACCCGUUACUUAGGGAGUCAGCCCUUAUACUUCUACAGACUGUUCCCAAACAAAUAGAUGUCCAUUCUUUGAACUCAAAAUUACGCACCCUUGAAGGAGUUGAAGCAGUCCAUGAGUUACACAUUUGGCAGCUAGCAGGCAGUAGGAUCAUUGGCACUGCUCACAUAAAGUGUCCUGACCCUUCCACAUACAUGAUGGUGGCGAAGCGCAUAAAAGAGAUCUUUCAUGAUGAAGGGAUUCAUGCAACUACCAUUCAGCCUGAGUUUGCCAGCGUUGGCUCUGAAUCAGGGAGAGGGAAAUGUGAGUUUCCUUGCAGGACUCAGUGUGCUUUGAAGCAGUGUUGCGGAACAGGAGAAGAUAGUACUGCGAAGAAGACAGAAAAAUCUUCGUCACUUAGUAUUUCUUGUUCAGAAGUUGUCAUUGAAUUUCCAAAAACUAGGAGGACUAAGUCGGAGAGCAUCCCCUCAGUUAAGCUAGAGGAAAACACUGAUCAAAACGAGCAGUUUGAAUCAUCUUUGUAACUCCCUGAAUGGUGCUACCUGAAUUUUGGUGACUUUUGACAACAACUGUAUUGCAAGAGGAAGAGACAGACGUUUGAAAUGCAAUUUUGCCAAGUAGUGUAAUUGCUGAAGUCCUUGUUCUUGUCAUAUUGCUAAAUCUAGAAUGCUUGUUUGAAAGAACAUAAUGUCACUGUCAUGAUACAAUGUGUUUGUGUUGACUUUGUACAGAGACAGACAGAAAGUGCACCAAUGCUGUAACAACUUUAGAAAACUAGUUUCAACAUUUCAGCAGAAACACUUUUUGCUGUGCUUCAGAUUGACAUAUUUUUUUCCAGUGAAAAGUCAUUUGAGGGAUAAGCAUGUAGGAACUCAAUUUGUGUUACAUAUUUCUUGGACCUACUCUUUCCUUUAAUAUUUGAUCUGUAGAUAUUUUAAUAUAUUGUUUAUUUAGAAGCCCUAAGGAAACCAAAGUUCAUAGAAUGUUUUUAAAGAUAUAACUACUUAAAACUGGAAACCACUUUGCAGUUUCACAUAUUUUUCUUAAAUCUAUAUAAUAAUGAAUGUGAAGGUUUUUCUAAUGAACUCAUCAUAUAGCGUUAUUUUAAAGAGAACAUUGUGAUUGUUACAAACUGUCCCCACUUUUUCUGGUAAGGUAGUGAGGUAAUUAAAAUCAACUGCUUUUGAAAAUAUCGGAUGCAAAGAGGUUUGUUUUUUUUUUCCUAUCAGAAUGGAAGUUCAAGCUACCCUAUCCAGGCCUGCGAUCAAGACCUGAGACUGACGGAUAAACUAAUGCUUACCUUCUAUUUUAUGGACUUCCUGGUGUUUUUCCUCAUUUCCAAGUUGUGUCUGGUCAUAAAAGUCUUCAGAGGUUAAAGAAUCCUUGACUACAGUGUUAAGAAUGAAAAACUGGAGCUUCAUUUUUAACUGAUGCUUGGUUUACUAAGCUAAAAGAAUUAGUUAUGUCAGUAAGUGCUCCAUCAGGGAAAGUCUGCCAAGCACCAGCAGUUUGUGCUCUUAAGCAUAGACAGUAGCCUUCAUAACAAGCAACUCAGUGGUGUAUUUUGCUUGUAGUUGAGGGUGUCUGUACGCACUUGCAGUGACUGCAGGCCUGGUCCCCAUGGUGUCCUCAGGAGCCUUCCACUGACUUUUGAGGAAGUGGGGCAGGAAGUAGGGUUUCGUUCACUGUAUUUCACACUUUAUGUAUCACGUAAUUUCACUUAUUAAGUAUCUGAAUCUAUGGUUUAAAAUGUUAACUCAGUUAAAUGACAACUGUCUCUAAAGAAGCUGUUACAGUAUACCGCCAACUUACACCUUAACAAGAAGAGGACUAGGGAAACUGGUCUAUGGACUCUGUGAAUUUGGCAGAGACUAGAUAAGAGUUGAAACCAUAUGAAAAAUCUAAUCUAAACCCCUGACCCUUUAGAUCCAACCUCAAGUUAUGUAUGGGAAAUAAUGUCUUUGUGAUUAAAUUGACUGCUCCAAUGCUCAGAACUGGAAAAACAACUUGGAUCUUCCAUUGUUUGCUGUAUGACUCUGGACACGAUAAACACUCUGCCUCGGUUUCCCUGUCUUAAAAUGGGGAUAAUACCUACCUCACAGGGGUGUUGUGAGGCUUAACUCUUGUGUGAAGAGCUCUGAGAUCUGUUACUGGGAGGCACUGGAAGGAACAUAAGAUACUAAGUUAAGUGGUAUUUACUCCUUCUACAAAUGUAUCAUGAUACCUAGGCACAACAGAGAGAACUGAGGAUAGUUUUGGCCUUAUGAAAUUCUUUCAUGCUGUGGUUUUCAGGUUUUUAACAGUAUUUAAAUGUAGAUUUUUUUAAAAAAAAGAAUGUUUUGUUAGUGAAGGGAAUGUAGCUUUGCCUCUGGAUACAGAAGACCUCGCUAGUUUGCAUUUCUAAUACGUGUCUCGUAUGAUAAUUGCUCCUAAGUAGUUAAAAAUAGUUUGCUGCUCGUUGGACCUGUGUCGGCCCAGGUCGUGCCAGUGGUCUUACUCAACUUCUCAGCAAAGCAUCGCAGUCAACUCUCGAUUAUUCACGGGUAGAUUACCAGUGUUGUUUAUUAACCAUGCGGUCUACGGGGCCAGACUAGCUCUGUAUCGUAUGCCAAUGCGUUGGCCAAAUGCUAUGUGCCAAAGCAUUGGAAAAGUAAAGGAGCUCAGUCCAGUUUCACAAGAGCCCGCUGUUGCAGAGUUUGUUAGCUUGGGUACAGUGCAGCACUGUGCAGUUAUUUUGCCUCUUGGCUGCUCAGAUGUAUCCACAGGAAGCCGUGGUGUGUGGAGGGGUUGGUUCAGCUUUUGUGCUAGCUUGCGGAUGUUGAUGCUUCACAGCCAUCAGCAUCACUCACCUUUUUCUGUGUUUAUGCUUGUUGUAUAGUCUCAUGAACUAACUUAAAUAUGUUAAUAUAGUAUUUAUAUAUGUUUUGUUUUGUCUGAAUUAUCUUAACACUUUCUCCUGUUACCUCUAUAUAAUCUAGAGUUGACUGUUGAGAUCUUGUAUGAGACUACAUUUGCAAGAUAUGCUACCACUGCUAGUAUACUACAAAGUAUUAACCAAGUAAAUUUUGAAAUGAACAAAGUACUGUUUUUUAUUUUUCUUUUUAAUGUGUGUCCUUGCUUUUUAUGGUACACUUUCACUAAUUAUUUUGCUUGCUAGUUUAAAAUCGGUCUCAGUCAUUAGUAUGAUUUGAGGUCCUGCUGUAUAUUACUAAUGCGCCACAGAACUACUGCUCUUUAAUUAAAAAAAAAAAAAAACAAGACAAACCAUAGUAGCACUGAGAAGCCUGACUUAUUUCUCUCCUGUUGCUCUUAUAAAAAAGAGCGACUCUUAAAAUUAAGUCUUGACAAUUACCACCGUUGGUUAACAGUCUCAGUAAAUGCAUCUGAAUAGAUGGAGUUGAAGUCACUAAUUCCGUUGUAACUAUUUAAUUUUUUUUUUUUUUUGUGCCAGAAGUCAUAUUUUUUUAUUUCCACGUCCAUUGCAGGCAAUGGUUAGCCUAAAAGACAAGCUCUCUCACAUGUUAUUUCCAGGACAGGGUGGAGAUGUGACGAUGGUGAUGAUGAUGGUGGUAGAAGGGGGAAUUGCAUGGCCUUUCUGUCUCUUAGCCCUUGAUUCCCUGAAAGGAUAUAGACAGGUCAAGGUGGUGGCUGUACAGCAGCAGAAACACAACUUUUGGGUUCGUCCUAGCUGUAUGAGACCCAACUGUAACCUGCUGGCUUGCGAUACAGCUUGAUUUUUUAUUUUUCUUUUUCACCUGAUCUGUCUGUGGUUGCAUAGACUUGACUUGUUCUGAAGAUCAUAGUUCCAGGAUACCGGAAGCAUUCAAAAAAGCUGUGCAGUCUCUUUUUUUUUUUUCCCCACAAAGCAUGAAACUAGUGAAUCUCAUGUAAGUGAACACUGCAGUGAUGGGCAGCUAAUUGUAUUGUGUAUCACAUUCCUGAAUUUUUAAAAUAAAAAAAUCAUGGAACACUGAUUUUAAGGAAAAAUAAGUUUGUCUAGAUUGUUUAUACUUCUCAUUAAGGGUGCCCGAGAUGUAAUAAACACAACUGGGUGAAAUAUUUUAACCUUGGUACAUGUCUGAACCAGAAACAUGCUAUUUUAGAAUCACUUUUUAGACUAUAUGUGCACCUAAGGGUGCAGCACAGAACUAAUUCAGACACUCGGUGGGCUAGCCACGGGACCGUGAAGCUUUGGUUUUUACCGGAGCAAAUUGCUUAUGUGGAACCCCUAUAAUUUUAGCUCAAUUACUUUCAACAUCCGCUCUAAGCUUGUGGUAAUAUCUGUUAUUGCUGCAUCAUGGUAUUCUGUAUGGGCAUACACAUAGUUAUGUAAAAGACAAAACUAGCCCCAGCUUGUGACUCCCCAAAAGUCAUGUCAAGGGCUCAGUACUGUAAAUUUCUGUAUUCAUGAGUAGUUUCGUCAGACUGACAAGUAGUUACUUGCAUGCAAGGAAUUACUUGUGGGAAUGAGUCCAAAGCUUCUGCCAGUACAGCCUGGCUUUUGAAGAACAGCUGAAAGUACCUAGAUUGUAUGUGUGUAUUAAAAUCAGGAGUAGGGUGGUGGUCCUAAAUUUUCUGCAGAAAUUCUAUCCGUGUGUUAUAAUCUUAAUCCUAGCAUUUGUUUCUUUUUCCUAUUGUCCAAAAAGAAUGAAAAAAAAGCCCACCAAGUGUCCUAGGACUUGUUAAGGAGUUUAGCUAUACUGGAGUUGCUGUUUGCUUCUGAAUUUGGACUGCCUGUGUUUAUUAAACACUACUCGGUGGAGUUAGGGGAGGAGGGAUAAAGAUUCUUGCCAUUCUCAUUCCCCUGCCCCCUGCUUUGGCUGCACUUCCUAAUCUCUUCAGCUAUGGAGAGACGGGGCGGGGGGUUGGGGGGGGGGGAAACAGAGGGGGUGAAUUUUGUAGCUAGAUGUUCCAAGUUCCAUGUGGAGAGAAUGGGUAAUGCUGCUAACUAUAUUUAAAGGCAUAUAGAUGUGCUCUAUUUUAGUUUCAUAGCAUAGCAUCAAUUACACCCUUUAUAGAUACGCAUUUAAGUUGUUCAGCUCUGUGGUAACUUCAGUUUUUUCUGUCUCUGCUGAAUGGAAAGAGGUGGAUGCACCAUCUAGCCUGAGCCAAAGCCAGUCUUGACAAUUUUCCAAAUGAAACGUAGCUUUGCUGAUAAUGAGAGGUCUGAUUAUUCCUUAUGACCUUUGCUUUGUGUGGUUAGCUGCCUGUGAGCUACAGCACCAUGUUUUAUCAGGCUUACAGUUAUAUUUUUUUUUCGCAUUUGCUGUGUUAUCAGAAUAGUUGAAGAGCAAAACCACAAUCCUGAAAAAUACUUUUAUCUAUAUGUCUCAAAAAAGCACGUGCAGUUAAUUUGCCUUCUUUUUUUUGUGUCCUGACUCCUGCUUCUGAACAAUGUUAAAAUAUAAUUGGCAUAGGUGGUGUUCAUUGAUGAUAGUUCUUUUUGCCUUCUUUUAAAAUAAACAAUAAUGUUCUUUUAUUUU
Cuculus canorus (common cuckoo) is the source of this 6585-nucleotide messenger RNA. RefSeq names its product solute carrier family 30 member 1 (gene SLC30A1). The record is from RefSeq and is a predicted model, not a curated record. NCBI's taxonomy places the organism in Eukaryota, Metazoa, Chordata, Aves, Cuculiformes, Cuculidae. The coding region runs from base 121 to 1626 and encodes 501 amino acids. The transcript has 2 exons. Gene Ontology annotation, biological process: intracellular zinc ion homeostasis; zinc ion transmembrane transport; detoxification of zinc ion. Gene Ontology annotation, molecular function: calcium channel inhibitor activity; zinc ion transmembrane transporter activity. Gene Ontology annotation, cellular component: endoplasmic reticulum; membrane; Golgi apparatus.